Messenger RNA from Mizuhopecten yessoensis (Yesso scallop), 3675 nucleotides. RefSeq lists its product as uncharacterized. The transcript is spliced from 4 exons. Gene Ontology annotation, biological process: regulation of apoptotic process. Bases 5 to 2779 code for a protein of 924 amino acids. Lineage: Eukaryota; Metazoa; Mollusca; Bivalvia; Pectinida; Pectinidae. The record is from RefSeq and is a predicted model, not a curated record. Gene Ontology annotation, molecular function: protein binding.
AAAAAUGGCUGCCGGUUCUGAUCAUUCAUACAAGACAGUUCUUGCCCACAUCGGGAACAACCUAGAAACAGGGGAUGUUGCAAGCGCGAAGUUCAUCAUUGGCGAGAACAACAUGUUAUUUCCCGCCCGUGAACUGGAGACAGUGAACACAGGCCUAGAACUUAUGGCAUUGUUGGAGAAAAAGGGAUUUGUAUCAGAAACCAAUGUUACAGAUCUCUACACCCUGUUGAAGCAAAUUAAAUGCUCAUCGCUUUGUGCCGAACUAAAUCCUUUGAAGAAUAAGCUUACCCUUUGCAAGGACGCGAAAUGGAAGGUUGGUUACACAAGGGUUCCACAUUUCCUGAAAGUUAAAGGUUGUACCCUACUGGCCGAAAUCCUAACUACACAAAAUAGAGUUGUUCUUAUUGGUCCACCAGCAACAGGGAAAACUCAGUUGGCAUGCGAUUAUGCACAAGAUUUCUUCAAAACAAAUGGAGACUCGGUGAUACGGAAAUUAGAUUGCGAAGGUAAAACUGAACUCAUCAAAUCCAUGAUCGACCUCUUAGAUCGCCUUCAUAUGAAACCCGAAGGUACGAACGAAGGAAAAACGCGUUACAUGGAGGAAAUGGCGCAGAUGGUAUUGGACAAUUUGGGAGGUUCAAAGCAAGCUGGCAACACGCAUUUGCUUAUUUUUGACGACGUCGGGGAGUCCUGCAACGAAAUCGUUAGCAAGAUAUUGAAAAACUUCCAAGAAAAUUCAAGUAAUGUCAAGAUCAUCGCCACCAUGAAUGGGGAUAUUGACGUUGACUGUGAAACAAUGAAGGUUACUGGUUUACAGGACGAUGAAGUAGUUGACUUCUUCAAAUGUAACUCUGAUUACGACGGAACAGAGUCUGCUGUUUUGAAAGCCACGGACAAAGAAAUCAAAGAUUUAGCUCAACUCUUUGGAAACUCACCAUUUGGUUUGAUGCUUUCAAAACACUACAUACAAAAAUCAGGAAUGGACAUUUCCGACUUUACGGAUAUGCUAAAGAAGGAUGAAAGUUUUAUAGGUAACACAGAGGAACACGCCAUAAACAUUGCACAGUAUUACAACAAGCGUUUACUGGCAGCACACAGGAUAAUUCUGGAGAGAGUAGAAUCAAAACUCAACGAUGACGGCAAGAUACUGCUAUCUCUCAUUCCAUUUCUACAUCACGAAGCCAUCACAGUGAAAGUCCUGUCCAUACUCCUUCAGAGUGGAUCUAUAAAGGGCCACGAGUACGAAGACAGCAAUGUCAUAGAAAGACUACGAAAGUACGUACUUUGCGAUUUGAAGGGACUUGGAAAUGACAGGGUUAUAUCGAUACACGCUCUGACACAAUUAGCCCUUCUGAACCGCUUGUCUACAGAUGAAAGAGAUGAGCGCAUUGCCUUAUUACUGCAGUUCUUUGCCACGAACAUGACAAUGGACUACAGAUUACAAAUAUCCAUGGAUACAAAUAUUCUUUUCAUAGACCACGCUAUGAAGGUAUUGAGGAUGGCGGGAGAAAUCAGAAAUCCCUCCAACAAGAUUCGACUGCUACAGUGCUACGUAAGUACUCUAAUUGGUGUGACCUUUCGCAUAGGGGGAGUAGACAACUUCUUAGUCAACGACUAUCUGACGCAAGCUAGGGCGCUAUGCUUUGAGAUGAUUGGAGAAGAUAUGUCCAAUUUCGAAUUUGUGCAUUCGGGAGUAAAGGAUAGCGUGAAGCAUGGGAAAUGUGUUGAGCUUGUUGAAAAAUUGACAUCUCUUAAAGCGAAUAUUCCAGAGGAUUUCAUUCAGGAUUUAAUGACCUCAAUGAAGCGCCCAGACAAAGACAUGGAACACCUGAAAACGCGUGCCAAAGGUUUAUCAAGGUUUUCUUUCAAACACCAGCUCGAACCAGACCUGUAUACCGAGCUUGUAAAACAGGAGAUAGCAGUGCCAUUUGACAUUGUCCGUGAGUUCUUUUUUGUUGAACUUUUGAUUGUGAUACUUUACAACAAUGGACGCAAUCACUAUCUACAGAAAAGUAGACGUCGACAGUGUAUGGAAUUGUCAAUGAUGUUAGGAGAACACCUGAAAGAAAGAUGCCACCGUUUUCUUCCAGUGCAAUUUCUGAUAACCCAGAGGAAUGGUAUGUUGUUUAAAUUACUGAAGCUGGACCUACCAAACGCAUCAAAGGAACAAGAGGUGAUGGCCCUGGAUACUGCCGUUAAGAGGUACACAGCAAUGCUUCAGGACAAGAAAGAUUACUUCGAGUUCGGAGUGUUGAAACUAAGUAAAGUAUGCAAGAACUUUCAUCACAUAGCGAUGUGUCGGAAGUUCUUGCUUAAAUGCUACUGUCGCCUGUUCGAGUUACACACCAGUGCUGAAGACAAAAGGUUGGUGUAUGAUUCUGGCUUGGAAUGUGUCAAGAAACUAACAGACCUGAUGACAGAAAUGACGGCUUGGACCGCAAUACCGGGACUUCAUGUUCAGAUAGCAAAAUUCUAUUUGCUGGUUCCAUCUGAAAUCGAGAACUUUGUAGAUAAAGCCAUUCAACAUUUCCUAUCAGCGGAUUCGAUAGAGGAAGGCAAGGGAGUGGGUUUGUCGCAUUUCCGUCUCCAGGCAUUAUUUGGUUUGAUCGACUGCUAUUUUCAGAAACGUGACAAGAACAGUCUGAAAAGCGCUACCGAGAAAUGCAGAUUUCUUGUCAACACUCUCCAUUCAUCAAACUCGCAGGAAAGCCUGAAGAAAGCAAAGAGAAAGCUGGAUGAAGUCAUUGAAAUUGGCAGGGACGAGGGAAUGGAACUUUGAACAUUAUAUACAGACACAAACUACACAUUCCAGUGUUUUGCUCUCUGUGAAAGACUGUUCGCUACACUGACAUUCCAAUUCGAAACCGAUGUUGUGCCAAAGUUCUACAAUAAAGACCGUUUACUGUUUUGUAAACAUGUGAUCUAGAUGUGUUGAUGAACGAUAUACAUUUUUUGGUUUAAAUUAGGACAACAUAUCCGAUAUAAGAUUUGAUUCGUUAAUUGUGGAUAUCAGCGUAUUCUUAGUGUUUGAUCAACUAAAAUUCAUUUUAGCCACAGACGACGAAAUCAAAAAGGUGCUGUAAGACUUGAAACGAGAACAGCCACAUACUCAAAAUCAUUUUGAUGACAAUCAAAAUACUUUGCACGACACAUGGGAUUCGGGUGCACUGCGAAAUUUAACCCCCGCGAAUAUAUAUACUGAAUACGAAACCGCGAAAUAUUGACCCCGCUAUACAGUAUAAUCGACGGUAAAUAUCACGAACAUUUACAGUCACGGACAUGACAUCUUAUAACAAGAUUUGCAGGGUAUUUCUAAUAAUGUAGUUACGUCAUUUUGUAUUCCACAAGACUAGUCUCCUGCGGCGAGUGCAUAUAUUUUUGAAUUGUGAGAGCUGUCGGGGAAUCAGACUACUAAUUAAUAUAUAAGGUGUGAGACAAACGAUGUAAUUGGGGAUGCAACGUUUGGUUUUUGCCUGGGAACUGGUACACGUGCUAUUAAUGCCUUAAUGACGAAUUCUUUGGAUUUUGUAUUUUGUAACUUUGUACACUAAAAGAAGGUGUCGAUCGUUGUACAUUACAGUUUUGAGGAAAUCACAGGAGCUGCGUUAUCAGGCGCUAACUUCUAGUCAUGCGCCAAGUGGCUAAUAUCUCCCUAUGUGUUUAUGCCUGUGUGUG